Molecule: messenger RNA, 1244 nt
Organism: Mangifera indica (mango)
Lineage: Eukaryota; Viridiplantae; Streptophyta; Magnoliopsida; Sapindales; Anacardiaceae
Product: calcium-binding protein CML39-like
Exons: 1
Coding region: 525-1094 (189 amino acids)
Molecular function (GO): calcium ion binding
Source: RefSeq, a predicted model, not a curated record
GCCUUUCUAUUACGGUUUAACCACGUUCUCGUAGUCCAUAACUCUCUUUUCACCCUUCGCGAUGACAAAAUGACAAAAAGUUGGGAUCGAAUCCGAAAAGAUUGAGAUUUGCAAUUCUAUUCAAGUUUCUUUAACUUACAAAUUACAAUCUUUUUUCCCAGAUAUUACCGAAUUCAUUCUGUAAAUUAGGCAAUAAUUAGAGAGCACAGAGGCAAGUUGGCAGGGAACCUUCGUGGAUCUUGCAAUUCUACCUCCUCUGAAACCGCCAUAACAACUGGCGGAAGGGACAGGUGCAAAUCAUUAUAAAAUACAAUGCGAUCUCCAAAAUCAAAACCGUGUUGUGUCUUUCUUUAACAUUCCAUUCUUGUGUAAGCCAAAUUCCAACAACUUAUUGAUUCAUUCCACGACUCUUCUGAUCUAAUCUCUUUACUUUCCAAUAUUAUAACUUAUCUUCUUUCCUCUUCCGACUCAAGCUCAAAAACAAUAUAUAAGUCUCGUUUCCGAACACAACCUUCAUCGUAUUCAUGAAAUCCGACGCAGCAUCCUCAAUGGGUUCUUCAAAUGAUAAGAAGCGCACUUCCGUUUCAACUUUUGCAAGAUUACGAAGAAAACUCUCUCCAAAAAAGACCGACUCGCGUUCUGUUUCAUUAGAGAGCAGUACCUGCGGCAGAGGCGGUGGCCAGUUGCAGAAGGUGUUUAACUACUUCGAUGAGAAUGGGGACGGAAGAAUAUCAGCAGCUGAGUUGCAAAGCUGUUUGAGGACGGUGGGAGGGGAGCUGUCGGCGGCCGAAGCUGAAGCUGCCGUACAGUCUUCCGAUUUAAAUGGAGAUGGGCACUUGGACUUUUACGAGUUCCACAAGCUGAUGGAGAACGGGAGUGUUGACGAGGAACAGAAAAAUAGAGACCUAAGAGAGGCUUUUGGGAUGUAUGUAAUGGAAGGGUCGAGUUGCAUCACCCCGGCCAGUCUAAAGAGGAUGCUCAGCCGUCUGGGUGAGUCCUCCUCCAUCGACGAUUGUAAGGCUAUGAUCCGUGCCUUUGAUCUCAAUGGAGACGGGGUUCUCAGCUUUGAGGAAUUCGCCAUUAUGAUGCACUGAAUAGCUUCUUUAUUAGUCUCUGCAGUAGACUAUCCAUUGCAUUUAUUCUUUCAUUGUUACUACUGUACACAUAUUGUAAUCCCUUCAUUGAUUAUUUGUUCUACUUUCAAAUAAUAAGAAUUUAGUUGAGUUCUUUGCUCCUUUCUGGUA